Purpureocillium takamizusanense is the source of this 1356-nucleotide messenger RNA. Its product is annotated as peptide transporter ptr2. Gene Ontology annotation, biological process: oligopeptide transport; transmembrane transport. Bases 1 to 1356 code for a protein of 451 amino acids. Gene Ontology annotation, cellular component: plasma membrane; fungal-type vacuole. The transcript has 3 exons. NCBI's taxonomy places the organism in Eukaryota, Fungi, Ascomycota, Sordariomycetes, Hypocreales, Ophiocordycipitaceae. The record is from RefSeq and is a predicted model, not a curated record. Gene Ontology annotation, molecular function: tripeptide transmembrane transporter activity; dipeptide transmembrane transporter activity.
AUGUAUCUGACGCCGCUCGUCGGGGCGUACAUUGCCGAUUCGUACCUCGGACGCUACAAGACGAUUCUCUACUCAGCCGGCCUAUACCUGCUGGGUAUCGCUAUGCUCUUUGCUACGUCUUUUCACGCGGCCACUCGGGCUCACGCCGGUUUGCCCGGCCUUAUCAUUACCAUCAUCUUCCUAGGACUGGGCACCGGCGGAUUCAAGCCCAAUAUUGGACCGUUGCUGCUCGACCAAUAUCCCGAGAAGUUCCAAAGGGUCAAGACACUCAAGAGCGGAGAGCGUGUCAUAGUGGACCCUCAGAUAACCAUCACCAAUAUCAUGUACAUCUACUUUAACCUGGCUCUGGUUGGAUGCCUAUCCGGGAUACCGACAACCUGGCUUGCUCUCAAAGUUGGGUUUUGGGCCGCGUUUCUGCUUCCGCUCUGUGUGUUUGUCGCCUCCAUUCUGCUGUUAGUGUCUGGCGGAGGAAAGUACGUGGAGGCAAAACCUGAGCCCGUCCUAGGCCACGCAUUCAAAGCCGUGGUCAUCGCCAUUCGCCAUGGCGGCAAGAUGGAUGCUGCGAAACCGUCCGCCCUUCGGGCCCAAUAUGGCGCUUCGGACGUUCCGUACGAUGACGAGUUUGUCGAAGAGUUGAAGAGGGGCUUCAUCCCUCAACCAAUUGCCUACUUGUGCUACCUGCAAGCGACAAACAAUCUAAUCUCUCAGGCCGCGACAAUGGAGACUCACGGCCUUCCCAACGACAUCCUCUACAACUUCACCCUGCUUUUCGGCAUCGUCAACACUUAUCUGAUCAGAGCCUUCCUUAUACCAUUUCUGCGCCGAAAGAAUAUUCCGUUUGGACCUGUUCGACGAAUGACCACAGGGUUCAUCUGUGGAGCCACUGGCAUCAGCUAUGCCGCGAUAGUGCAGAAGAUUGUCUACUCGGCAGGCCCUUGCUACGACGCACCGUUGAACUGCCCAGCAUCCGAGGGGGGCCGCAUCCCGAACCAAGCGAAUGUCAUGCUGCAGCUACCCGUGUACCUUGGUCUUGCGACUUUCGAAGUACUGGUGCAGACAGCGACAUUCGAAUACGCAUACACGAAAGCACCUAAGAGGUUGAAGGGCUUCGUGACGGCCAUGGUCAUGCUAACAACCGCAGUCGCAUCGGCCCUCGGCAUUGCCGUUUCCCGUACCGCUUACGACCCUGGACUGAUUACCAUGUACGCGUGUCUGGGCGGCGCCUUCUUUGCUUCUACCAUCUUGUUGUGGUACUUUUUUCGCAACUAUGAUAAGCUCGAGAAUGACCUGUUCGCCCUUGAUGUCAAGGUUGAUGCGGCACGGGCAGAGAAGGAGAAGGGGGUACACCUCGAGUAG